UAAUAGCAACAACAAAAAAAUAACAUGGACAUUAUCAUCAUCAUCAUCAUCUUCUGCUGGCCUCCCUGAACACCUUUCCUGCGUGCCCUUCGCUAGCUUUUUCUAGGGUUUCUAGACCCUCCCUAGAUAGCAUUUGAUAUAGAAUUAGUAGCUCCAUGUUCAACUCAGGUUCCUUGGCAUCUCAAAGGAGCCCAUUGUAUCAGCUAGAUGGGGUUGAAGUUUGCGAAGCAGGGGCCAGGAAAGGCUUUGAACACAGAUUUGUCUCAUGCUCAACUCUCAUUGAUUAAUUGUAUCACCAAGAGUAUUUAUAUUCGUAACUGGGUAUCCAAGCAUCGAAGGCGAAUGCUUGUUGCUGGUUAUGAUCUUGACAUGUCUUAUAUCACAGGUCGUAUAUUGGCAAUGUCAUUCCCUGCAGAGCGUGUGCGAGCAAUGUAUCGUAAUCCUCUCUGGCAGGUGAAAUCUGUACUGGACAUGCGGCAUGGGGAGCAUUAUAAGAUUUAUAAUUUGUGUAUUGAGGAAGCUUAUGAUCCAUCACAUUUUCAUGGCCGUGUUGAGACAUAUCCUUUCGACGACAACCAUGUCCCACCUCUUGAAAUGAUGAAGCUCUUUUGUGAGAGUGUGGGUUCAUGGCUAUCAUCUGACCCAAGAAAUAUCGCAGUCGUACACUGCAUGGCAGGCAAAGGUCGAACAGGCUUAAUGGUAUGUGCCUACCUUGUUUACAGUGGCAUGACACCUGAGGAUGCUCUUCAGCUAUAUGCAAAUAAACGCACCACCAAUAAUCAAGGAGUCUCAAUACCAAGCCAACGUCGUUAUGUGGGAUACUGGGCAGAGGCACUUUCUUUUCCCAAGAGAGUUUAUGAUAGUCAUAGAGGUGAUGGUCAUACACCUCCUGAAGUGAUCUUGCCUCAAUCUCGUAUCAGAGAAUUGCGAAGAAUUCGACUUUAUGACAUGGUUAACACUGAAUCCGUUUUCUUUGUGGUCUCAGAGUUACAGGAGAUUCCAGGUCAGCUGUACCGUCCAUCUGUGGAAGUUGCCAAGAGUUGCCUACGACCAAUUAUAAAAGGAUAUCAGAGAAACAGUAGUCCUCAAUAUUACAUCUCCUUUACGGAAGGCAAUGAAGAAGAAGAGGAGGAUUUAAAACCCGCAGAAUCGCGCCUCAUUGUUCAAAUGGACACAGAGAGUCCUAUAAUCUACCAGAAGACCACUCUUGAUUAUUAUUUUGAUAAACCUAUACGAGUCAAGGGAGAUGUGCGUGUCAUAUUCUACCAGAAAAUGAUAGGAGGGCGUCUCUUCUAUGUCUGCUUCAACACAGCUUUCAUUAGGAAUGGCUUGCUGCAGUUCUCAACACGAGAUUUGGAUAAAGUUGGGACUAAAGGCAGAUCGAUAUGUGGCCCUGCCUUCUGCCUGGAGUUGCUCUUUGCUCCAGCUAAUUCAAACCAUUCAGGCACGCUAACCGAGGACGAUAAUGGUGGUGGUGGUGGUGGUGACGACAUUAGUAAUGACUGUCCUUGAAUCUUAAUUCUGAUAUCUUACACACACACACACACACCUGAUGUGAUAGCAUUGCAGGACAGCAGCAUAUAUAUAGCUCGUCUAUUUGUUUUGCUGUCUACUUUUUCAUGGACAGUAGGCAUUAGGAAUAAGAUAGAGUUAAGAAUCCAGACUUUGAGAGCAUUUAGCAGAAGAUCAGAUAUGUAAGUAACUGUUUUUUGUGAAAAUAGAGAAAUCUCUAUCGGUAAUAAAAUUCUAACUUCGCUUGUGCAA
Messenger RNA from Populus trichocarpa (black cottonwood), 1764 nucleotides. RefSeq names its product phosphatidylinositol 3,4,5-trisphosphate 3-phosphatase and protein-tyrosine-phosphatase PTEN1. Gene Ontology annotation, molecular function: phosphatidylinositol-3,4,5-trisphosphate 3-phosphatase activity; protein tyrosine phosphatase activity. The record is from RefSeq and is a predicted model, not a curated record. Gene Ontology annotation, biological process: phosphatidylinositol dephosphorylation. Bases 208 to 1512 code for a protein of 434 amino acids. Gene Ontology annotation, cellular component: cytosol. Lineage: Eukaryota; Viridiplantae; Streptophyta; Magnoliopsida; Malpighiales; Salicaceae. The transcript has 8 exons.